UUCAGAUUAACUUCAUCAAUCUCACCCCCCUCCCCAAAUACCUCACCCAACCAAACACCAUGGGAUCACUUUCGCCAUUCCCUCCCGCGCCCAAGGCGGGCCUUGACUGGGCAAACUUGGACAUGACCAAACAUCUUCCCGUCAACGGCCACGUCGAGCUCCGCUUCCAUCAAUCCACCCAAUCCUGGACCUCCCCGUCUCUCGUGACAGGAAACCAGAUCUCCAUCUCCGGUCUUUGCCCGGGCCUCAACUACGGCCAACAAUGUUACGAGGGGUUGAAGGCAAUGCGCCGCCGCCGCCACCGUCAUGGUUCCCAGGAAGCAGAAGAAACCAUUGCCGUCUUUCGACCCACCUUCCACGCCGCGCGCAUGGCCCGCUCUGCUGACGCCGUCUGUCUGCCUCCGGUCCCAGAGCAUCUCUUCCUCGAGUGCAUCCGCCUCGCGGUGGCUGCCAACGCGGAGUAUGUACCCCCACUCGACGCCGAGGGAUUCUUGUACAUCCGACCAGUCCUGUUCGGGGCGUCGGAUGGCUUACCCUUAGGUCCAUGUGAGGAGAGCAUCUUUGCGGUGUACUGCCACCCGGCGCGGGCAUACCACGGAAUGCAGGGGAUCAAGGGCUUGGUAUGCGAGGAAUUUGAUCGGGCGGCGCCACGAGGAAUGGGUCGGUUUAAGGUCGGAGGGAAUUACGCCCCUGUAUGGCGCCACGCGGGGAAGGCGCAGAAGAUGGGUUAUCAUAUCACGCUGCAUCUUGACAGUGAGACGCAUUCCCUCGUGGAAGAAUUUGCCACGAGUGGAUUCUUGGGCCAUAAGGUCGUGGACGGCCAGGAUGUGCUGGUCGUGCCGGAGUCGGAGAAUGCGAUCGAGAGCGUCACCGGCUCGAGUCUACAGGUCCUUGCCAAGAGCAAGGGCUGGAGGGUGGAUAAAUCUCCGCUCCCUUUCUCUUCACUAGGGGAGCUAGAUGAAGUCAUUGCCGUUGGAACUGCCGCCGCCGCGGUGCCCAUUGCUUCCAUCGAUCGGUUGUCAACGGGCGAAAAGUAUGUUUUCCAGGCGACUGGAGAUGGGAAGCUGUGUGAUCUUGCUCGCAGCAUGCGCGCGAUACAAAAGGGACAGGCACCAGACCGUGAGGAUUGGUGUUUUGAGGUCACGGGUUUUUGAGUGUACUGGAUACUUGAGAAUUAGACAUAGAAA
Molecule: messenger RNA, 1187 nt
Organism: Aspergillus piperis CBS 112811
Lineage: Eukaryota; Fungi; Ascomycota; Eurotiomycetes; Eurotiales; Aspergillaceae
Product: subgroup IIIi aminotransferase
Exons: 3
Coding region: 60-1154 (364 amino acids)
Biological process (GO): branched-chain amino acid metabolic process
Molecular function (GO): branched-chain-amino-acid:2-oxoglutarate transaminase activity
Source: RefSeq, a predicted model, not a curated record